This is a messenger RNA of Sander lucioperca (pikeperch), 5896 nucleotides long. RefSeq names its product D4, zinc and double PHD fingers family 1 (gene dpf1). Gene Ontology annotation, cellular component: nBAF complex. The transcript is spliced from 12 exons. Gene Ontology annotation, biological process: nervous system development. The record is from RefSeq and is a predicted model, not a curated record. Lineage: Eukaryota; Metazoa; Chordata; Actinopteri; Perciformes; Percidae. The coding region runs from base 16 to 1242 and encodes 408 amino acids.
CCGCAGCCCCAGAGAAUGAAUGAAAUUGAAAUAGCUGCUACAUUACAUGUACAAUACCGGGCUCUGCAGUGUUGCAUUCUGUCAUACUAUAUCAAAAUGGCCACAGCGGUACAGAACCCCCUCAAAUCGCAAUCUGGAGGUGCAGUCAUCAAGAACAGUCUUGGUGAGGAGUUCUAUAAGGAGGCCAUUGAACACUGUCGCAGCUACAAUGCCCGUCUGUGCGCCGAGCGCUCCAUGCGUCUCCCCUUCCUGGACUCCCAGACCGGCGUGGCCCAGAGCAACUGCUACAUCUGGAUGGAGAAGAACCACCGCGGACCAGGUCAUGCUCCAGGUCAGUUGUACACAUAUCCUGCUCGCUGCUGGCGCAAGAAGAGACGGCUAAACAUCCUGGAGGACCCACGGCUUGUACCGAUCGAGUUUAAGAUCGACUACGAGGCUUCUCUAAAGAAGGAGGGGGGUAUCCCAGAUGGUCCUGUGUUGGAGUCACUGCUCGCCGGGGAAACCCUGGACAAGAAGGUAGAAACCAAGGAGGAAGAGCCAAUGAGCGAGUGUCAGAAACUGCUGGUCGGGGAUUUCCCUCAUGAGCUGGAGGUGGACGAGAUGGAGGAAGACGUACCAAAGCGCAAGAACCGUACCAAAGCACGGGCCUACGGUGUCGGGGGCAUGAGAAAGAGACAAGAGCCAGCUGCUAUUGAAGACAGAGACAAGCCUUACGUCUGUGACAUCUGUGGAAAGCGCUAUAAGAACCGCCCAGGGCUGAGUUACCAUUACACUCACACACACCUGGCAGAUGAAGAGGGGGAAGAAGACUCGGAGCGACACACACUACCCUUCCAGCGCAAGAACAACCAUAAGCCCAAAAAAGCACCAGACGGUUCAGUGAUCGCCAAUGGUUACUGUGACUUCUGCCUCGGAGGCUCAAAGAAAACUGGCUGUCCUGAAGACCUAAUCUCCUGUGCGGACUGUGGACGCUCAGGCCACCCGUCCUGUCUGCAGUUCACAGUGAACAUGACGGCUGCGGUGAGGACUUAUCGCUGGCAGUGCAUCGAGUGCAAGUCCUGCAGUCUGUGUGGCACCUCUGAGAAUGACGACCAGCUGUUGUUCUGUGAUGAUUGUGACAGAGGCUAUCACAUGUACUGUCUGAGCCCUCCCAUGUCUGAACCACCAGAGGGGAGCUGGAGCUGUCAUCUGUGUCUGAGACAACUGAAGGAGAAGGCCUCAGCCUACAUCACCCUCACUUAAUCUGCGGAGCUGCGCCUCAUCCUCUUGGCCCUUCAUCCUCUCCCAAACCACUUCUUCUUCACCCUUCUCUGUGCCUCAGCUGCCCCCCUCCUCUUCUGAUCUACUAGCCGCCACUUCCUCUACAAUCCGUCCCAGUGUCCUUUGACACAACUGAGCACACAACACCCACAGAGCUGCACCCAUUCUUGAACGUCUCUCCAGCGGCAAACCAACCUCCGUCUUUUUGUGUGACUCACAUUCCCUGAUGCUUGACCUGAACCCCCACCACCUUUUCCUGCUUUGUUUCAACAGAGGAAUUCAUCUGCUGGCAAUACGUUUGCUAGCAAGACACGCACUCCAGCCUGCCAAGGGCACUUCAGAGGCAUACUACUCCACAGGAACCCUCUUAAGGGCCCUCGGAAGAGCCCUAAUGAUCUUCAGCUGCAACUCAGUCAAGUAGUGAGUGAGAAUUAAUAAGAUGGAUAGGUGUUAGGCCGAAGACAGGGCUUGGAAGACCCUGGAUAACCAUGGAACAGUAGGUUUCAAUGUUAGCCAACUGUGAAAUAUACACCUAACCAAAAUUUCAUUUUCUCCCUCUGUCUUUUACCCUGUAUAGCAGAGUUGGGAUGUUGAACUCUGCUCCACUAUUUGUCUACAGGGCUUGCUGCCCUGUGCAGUUUCAAAGGGGAGUGAAUUGUACAGAAUUCAGACUGAUUCACUAUCUACGCACUCUUCAAAAACCCCCCUCACUGGCAAACAAUGAGAAUCUGGUCAGGAACUCAGACCAUCGUUGACCUCACUUCAUCUUCUCUCCUUGCAUGGGGUUUUCACAAAUGAAUGAUGCAUUUUGAUUUUGACACUGAAGGUUUUAGUGUUCGGAUGUGAUCCUCAGAUGAGAGGAGAGAUGGAUUUUUCUCUACUCAGCUAUCUCUGAUCAAACAGUGUAAUAAAAAAAAAUGUCAAUUUAGCAUUUGCAUCUCUCACAAAUCCUUUACCUGACCUUUAAUCACCCUUCCCUGCUAUGAAACAAUGACUGUGAAGCCAAUGCGAGACUGAAAUGCUCCUGGUGCUUGGUGUGUAUUAUUCUGUGUGUUAAGAAUGUAGGAUUGAUGUGUGGACAAUGCAGAACUUUGUCUGGCCCAUAUGCCGAGGCCUAAAAACGUCUUUUUUUAUGAUUCCUUUUUUAUUUUAUUUUUUUCAUUUGCAUGUUAUUUUAAUUGUUUUAAAGACUUUUAAUUGAAAUUGAAAAGAAAGCACACUUAAUUCGCAAUAAUGUGUUUGUGAUAUGAACUAUUUUGGCCAAACUGGGUGUUUUAAACUCUGUGUGUGCCUGUGUGUCUGUUUGAGUGAGUUUAUCUGAGCACUACAGUAAUUGUAGCCAGCUCCAUGCUAGGUGGUUCUGUUAGAGGAUUUGAAUAGCAUGAAGGUAAUGUGAAUGUAAGGAAAUUAAGCAUUUUCCUGUUCAAAGGUGGGACAAAGUUAUUGUUUUGCAAGUCACAAGUCACAAGUCUCAAGUCUUGGCACUGAAGUCCUGAGACGUAUUUUGACAUUUUUGGCCAUAGAAAUGAAAGUCAAAGUGUAAAAAAUACAAGUUAUGGGUUUAUGGAGAGUUAUGUGCCAGUCUAUUUCUUGGCAGAAAGUCACUGUUUCCAUCAAGAAAUGGUCUGGCACAUAACCCCUCGUAAAACCAUAAGUUGUCACUUUUACCCUUUGGUUUUUGUACAGAUUAAAUAGAUGAGAUAUAGACAAGAUACCUUUAGAGGUGCAGGCAAUGUAGAUGGAUUUUGUUACCUUUUUACAGAGCCAGGCUAGCUGUUUUCCCUGCUUCCAGUCUCAAUGCUAAGCUACACUAACAGUGUCCUGACAAUAUAGUCAAUAAGUGUAUUUCCUAAAAUGUCAAACAAUUUCUCAAUAUCAAGUUCAAAUCCUAAACAUGAAGAUCUAAAAUGUCAUGAUCUCCUUGCCAAAUAUAAUGCCAGUUAAAAUUAACUUCAUAGUAAGAUCUGCAUUUGAUUUAUCCCUACGCAUGAUACUUUUUGUCUGUUUUUCCUCUUUUUUUCUCUCACAACCCUCUAAUUUUAAUACAUGACAUUUAGGACAACACAUCUUGGCUAAAUAUCACCACAAUACACUGACUGUGUCGAGGGUCAUUGAUUUUAUGUUAGCAAAGAGGCUAAGUUCUUUGGUACUAGCUUAAAGCGAUACUCCAACCAAAAUAUGGCUUUUUGGGAUCAAACACUCAACACCCGCCUUGAACGGUGGCUUUGAAUAGACACCAAACCACUCCUGUAACUUAAUCCACUUCUCAACUGUAUAUUUAGAUCAACACAGUCAUUGUAUCAUCUAAAUAUGAAUCUGAAUAUAAGUACAUUGCUUUCUGUUUGACACUGGCUAACACACUCGAGCAACAUACAGAAGCUUUAAAAACAUAAUUUUGUAUCUUUGGGCUUGGCGAGGGUACCAAAAGGCUAAAGUAUAAGUGAAGUGAUUGGUGUUAAAGUCAAAGUCACAAGUUAAAUUAGCAUGCUAGCUUGCCAGCUCUGUUUCAAAGUGAAAUAUUGUUUUAGCACCUUUGUGUCGUGCAAAACAUGAGGUUUUGUGAGAGUGAAACCUUGUAAGAAAUUUUGUUUAAAAAAAUUCUGCUGUCUGCAGGUCUGCUCUGCACGUUGGACUCCAGUAUAAUACAUCAGCGUGAAGACCAAGCUGAAAUAAAUCUCUUUUUUCUUUUUAACCCAAAGGCCCAUUAUGUUUUCCUCAACCAGUUUGACUGAACUUCUCAAUGCAACUUUAAUGGGCACAUUACAAGAUAGCUGAAGUGCAAGUGCUGAUUUGGGAGGAUGUUUUCAACAUUUCUGAAUGAUUUGAUAGUAUAGAGAAGGCAUCCAUCCAAUGAUGUGUGAGGUUUAAGUUUGAAGACAAUAGCUGUAAAUAACGGAUUGAAUCAAGGGCAACAAAUUGCCAUUUUAUACAUUAUUUCAUAUUCUUGUGUACAUAUCAAAGUAUGAAACAGGACAAAACACGGUUGGUUUUGAUUUGAAUGAACAACUCAUUUUAAUGCUGCAUCAUGUCUCUAAAUGGAAACUCGCAAGAUCAGAUGGCUUGUGAGAACACACCUGAACUGUAAUUGUGUUUGCCAUCUGAUACAGAAAGACAUUAGGUGCAAAUACUGUGCUACCCCUCAAUUCAAUGUGACUCCACUGAUGCAUGAAUGCCACCUGAAAUGUUUCUGAUUUCAUAUUUUGAUAUUGUCAGUAUUGAUUUUUUAAACGAUGAUGAGAUAUAACCUUUAAUUUAUGUGCAUUUCAUGUUUCUUUCCUUGUUUGGUUUUGUAAUCUCUGUCUUUUCACAUUUUGCACAGCGUGGCUGCAUUUGCUACCCAAGUGUGUUUAUGCCUCUGUGUGUACAUGUAUGUGUGUGUAUCUGUAUGUGUGUGUAUAACCACUUAUGAUUACGAACCAAAAUAGUGAAUUAUUAUUAUUUUGCAGACAUUUUCUUCUCAGUGGAACCACUUGCAUGACACAGCACUUCUAGACGAUUACAGAUGACAACAGUGUACUUGAGUGUACACAUUUCACAAAAUGCACUUGGAUAAAGAAGAAUGCUGUGUCAUUCUACAGUGUGUUAAGUCAGUGUUAUGUAUGCCAACAAAACCAGUAGUAUCCAAUCAAAAAAUGUGUAUUUCCAUUAAUCAAUCAGAGCUGACAUCUAGAGUUGAAGUGUGUUUUAGUGGAAAUAGUUUGAGGAUGAAAUGGAUGUUGAUGAUGAUCAUUAAUCGAUAAUAGAAACGUUUGUUUGGUAGAUGGAUGGUGAUGAUGAUGUCGAUGGUGACUGCAAAGCCUUUAUAUUGGUAGCUUUCCUGGCACUUAAUAGGAGAAGCAUGGUGGAGUCAAACUCAUUUUGAUUGUACUAUCUGGGGAGGGUGGGGAAGCCAUGUUGGGGUUUUGGAAGGGUGGGUAUCAGUGUGAUUAUUAAAUGAAACUUGAGCCUUCCCUUUGUAAAAAUGGACAAACCAAGGUGGUGUUGAUGAUGUGGGUUCAAGGGUAAAAAAACAAAAGAAGCCGCACCAGAAACCUCCAGGACUCAAGUUGACGCCAUUAACCCAAUGUCCCCCUAUUUUAGGCUGUUGGGGUGGGUCGGCCAGAGGGUUGAGACUUUGGGCCACUCUAGGCCUCUCUUGUAAAUUGUCAUUCUGUGAUCUUGCUUGCACUUUUUUUUCAUUUCCCAAAAAUAAGAAAGUAAUUGUAAGUAUGUAUGUGUGUGUGUGUGUGUGUGUGUGUGUGUGAGUGCGGGUGCUCUUUUUAUUUUUAAUCUUUACAUUUUUUCAAUGUGAUUGUCUGUUGUAAACAACACUGGAUAAAGAUGGGUUUUUAAUUUGGAUUUUUUUACCUUGAGAGGAGAUGAAAAUCUUCUUGGCCUUUUUUUAUCCCCCCACUCCCAUCCCCCUUUCCUCUCUCUCUGUCUCUCUCUCUCUCUCUCUCUCUCUCUCUCUUUCUCUCUCUCUCUCUCUCUCUGUCUGGUACCUGGGAAUGCUUUGAAAUGUGGACUGUGACCACAUUGCUGUCAUCACUGCUGUCAGUCAUUCUCUGUAAAAUUCAUCCGACUUUCUCAAUUUACCCAGUUUUUCUCUCUUCCCUCGACUCAUUUUUUCCAUUAAAAAGAUGAGAUUGAAAAAUGA